Pistacia vera is the source of this 713-nucleotide messenger RNA. RefSeq lists its product as uncharacterized. NCBI's taxonomy places the organism in Eukaryota, Viridiplantae, Streptophyta, Magnoliopsida, Sapindales, Anacardiaceae. The transcript is spliced from 2 exons. The record is from RefSeq and is a predicted model, not a curated record. The coding region runs from base 25 to 543 and encodes 172 amino acids.
CAAAAAUGAAUCCAAAGAAUCCCAAUGGUAACAAUAAGACACUCUCACUCCCUCCCCAACCCCAAAAACGACACUGAAUCCUGCAUUUUCCCUCCUGUUAACCACGAAAAUCUCCAAAUCCUAUCACACAACAACAACCAACAACAACACCCAUCAUCGAAAUCGUCGCCGCCGCGGCCGUCUUUGUCACUAUCGCCGUGUGAUUUGAGUUCUGAGAAGGUCGUCAACGGGUGGUUGGAUUAUGGGCUUGAGGUUUUACGCACCAAGAUUUGUAGUUUCAUUUCUUUGAUUGGGAAUAAAGACGGCGCGAGUAAAGGAGCGUUUUGGACAUUCGGUAGAGUUGCGGGCAUAGCCGUCGUGGUGAUGUGGUGGUGGUGGUGGUUGUGCCGGCGGCGGCGGAAGCAGAGAGAAAGGGUAGAGCAUUUGCAGCUGAUCAUCAAAGAGAAAGAUGAGAAAAUUCUUCAACUAUUGCGUCAAAUUGCACAAAUGAAUGAGGUGCUGGUGGGCCGUCACAAAGUUCUGGCUUCGAAGGUGGGCAAUUGAUUAGACUAGGAGAAACAGUAGAUAGCAAUUCUUUGAGAAAUCUUCUCCAUUAGACACAACUCUGUUGCGUUAUGUAUUGUAUUUGCACUGUAAAUUGUAAGUAUUUCUUAAGCCUGGUGGUGAAGUUUUCAGAUGUAGUAACAAGUUAAUGAGUAUGUUAGCUUUUAUAA